AAGGAGGGCGUCCGGACGCUCAACGCCAACUAAACGCGAGCGGGACGCAGACAUCAAUAACAUCUCACUCAUCAAUAAGACAUUUUGAUGGAGUUAGACUACUUAAUUACAUAGGUUGUCUUGAAGGUAUUAGUCUCUCUGAAUUUAUAAUAUUUAAUCUAAUGACCCCCAAUGGAGAACAUCUGAAGGACGACACUUCGGCAUCUCCGUCCACAGGAAAGCGGCUCGGUCAGACAGACAAUAGGAGACUUGGAGAGUUCUUAUCUUCCAGUGAUGGCUAUCAACACGGAUGCUGCCUUUGGGAAAAGCGCGCUUGGCGAGAGGGAAGUUUCCAACCCCACCGACUUCCAGGACACCGAGAAGCUGCUGAGCACCGCCACCACCGAGCCCACCGGGCAGAGCAACAUCAAACCGUCCGACUCCUUCUCCCUCAACAUCAGAGGGAGCGUCCGGUCCCUGGAUGCCGACCAGAACGGACACAGAUCACCGAUGAAGUCGGGCUCAAUCGGGCAGCUGCCGACCCCACCCAAAUCCUCGUCGCGUCUCAGCCUGGGCCCGCUGCCCUCCACGGGGCCGCCGGGGUGCGUCCCGCCGAGUUACCUCUGGCUCGCCGUGCUGUCCUGCUUCUGCCCCGCCGUGCCGCUCAACAUAUGCGCCUUGUGGUACGCGAAUGUGUCGAGGUCUGUUCUCCAUACAGGAGAUAUUGAAGGAGCAAAGAAGUAUGGGCGUUUGUCAAUGCUGCUCAGCUGUCUGGCGAUGCUGCUGGGUGUGGCUGUCAUUAUCUUCAUAGUGUUUACAAUAGAGUCUCAGUAGUGAACUGUGGGAUGGGAAGGAGUGUCAUUUCACUUCUCAAAUUUGCACGGAAGAGUGGUGGAGGAAUGUCGUUUUGAGGAUGAAAAAGCACAAAAGCUGAAGAGACUCUAGUGUACAACUUAUUGCUUUUUCUGCUAUGGACCAAAGAAAGAAGAAAGGAAAGAAGUUGCACGUCGUUUCUCUUUUCCCGGCAACACUCAUGUCCAAUAACCACACAAACUCAGGAACAAAGGAAGGAAAAUGAAGGCUGCACACAGUUGUAGUGCCGGAUCAUCAGACAGCACAUGCUGUCUGAUGAUCCCCCCCCCCCCCCCACACACACACACACAUCACAAAUGGCACUGUCAUUUGCUUAUUAUUAUUAUAAAAAGACAUAAUUAGAUAAGAGGAUUUCCUAAAGCCCCCCCCCCUCC
Molecule: messenger RNA, 1226 nt
Organism: Cyclopterus lumpus (lumpfish)
Lineage: Eukaryota; Metazoa; Chordata; Actinopteri; Perciformes; Cyclopteridae
Product: trafficking regulator of GLUT4 1-like
Exons: 3
Coding region: 274-813 (179 amino acids)
Cellular component (GO): membrane
Source: RefSeq, a predicted model, not a curated record